Messenger RNA from Mercenaria mercenaria, 2068 nucleotides. RefSeq lists its product as uncharacterized. Gene Ontology annotation, molecular function: mannosyltransferase activity. Lineage: Eukaryota; Metazoa; Mollusca; Bivalvia; Venerida; Veneridae. The record is from RefSeq and is a predicted model, not a curated record. Bases 296 to 1222 code for a protein of 308 amino acids. The transcript is spliced from 4 exons. Gene Ontology annotation, biological process: mannosyl-inositol phosphorylceramide biosynthetic process.
ACUUAACUGUCUCAGCGUGUGACAUACAACAUUUGUGUACAUGUUUAGAAAUAGAUUAUACAUCAAAAUAAACCACUGAUAUUCACACAAAAACGGGUGUAAGUUUAAGUAAUGUUGAUGUAAAUAUUCAGUGUUUAUGAUGCAUUUCUAUUUAUGGGAAUUAAAUGUUCAAGUAUCUAUUAAACGCAGUAGGUGUGUUAAAAUUAUGAAUAUUUCGAAGUGAAAAUUUUGUUCUAUUUGAAUAUACGAAAUUGGAUAUAAAAAAUAUUUGUUCAGACUUCGAAUAUUUUUUCUCAUGACCGAGAUGAGGGUAAAAAUAAAACAUGUUCUUCGCUUUUUCGCUCUGGGAAUUAUUGUUUACUUUGUCUGGAUUGUGAAAUAUUUGAUAGAAGAAUUUGGAUUACGUACGCAUACACAUACCGGUAUAACGUGUCCUAAAGAAAGAAUUAACUUGAAAAUACCAGGUUAUAUUCACCAGGUAUUCUUUUCAAUAACAUCAAAAAACUUAGAAUCACACCAUGUAAAGAGAAUUAACUCUUGGAAAAAAAACAACAUAAAUUACACGCACGUGUUAUGGAACGAAUCCGCCGUCUUAGACCUUAUCAAAACUAAUCAUCCCAAUCUGCUACGGGUUUACCACUCUUACAGUCACUGGAUACAGAGAACAGACAUGGCCAGAUACGUGAUAUUAUAUAACUACGGUGGAUGGUAUAUUGAUUUGGAUAUAGCAUGCAAACAAAGAUUGGAUGAACUAGCUGAUAGAAUGUUAGAAUCAAAUAAAAGUGUUGUUCUUCAUCUGGAAAAAACUGCAGGACCUUCGAACGAUUUCAUGGGUAUAACAGCACACCAUCCUUUCAUGAAGACUGCAAUAGACUGGUUACCAUUCUCAAACAAAUGGUUUUUUAUCAAACAUACCACCAUCAUGUUAUCAACAGGGCCAACCUUUCUAUUCGGACGAUAUCUGAAUUACCCAUGCAGUGAUGAUAUACUAAUAUUAUCGUUAGAAAGUUUUGCAAAGUAUGUCUAUCGAUUUAAUGACGGAUCUUGGUAUGGAAUAGACAGUCAACUGAUCUACUACAUUCUGGGCCACAGAAAGUCUUCUAUAACUAUCGCUUUGUUUAUAGUAUUGAUAAUGAUAACAUUUUGUGUAGCCAAGCUACAAAGGCGUUGGAGAGUACACCGUCGAAGUCGUAGUCGGCUGUAUAAAACUGUGUGGUCGUGAAAAUACCUUACAUCUGACUAAAAGCACUGCAUGAAUUGUGGGGUUUAAUACAAAAUUAAAUGUAAUUCAAAUUACGUGUAAAUUUUGAAUGCAAUUGCAUUAAAGUGAAUUCAAUGUAAAUUAAAUUUCAAACUUUACUUUCAAUUUACUUUGCGUUUAAUUUUCAUGAAAUUCCUAAAUUUCCUUUGCAUUUAAAAUUGCUCUUAAAUAUUAUGAAAUUUCUGAUUUAAUUGUAAGUUUAGGAAACUAAAUCUAUUUAUUGAUUUAUCUGAAUUUAGCGGAUCUUCAUGCAAGUAAAUUUUGAACACUACUGAUCGAAUAUCAUACAAUGCCUAUAUAAACAGAAAUUUAAUUUACCAAAAUUACAUACAAUCCCUAAUUUAAUGAAAUUUUAGGACAACAAAUCUGAUGAUUUAUAUGAAUUUAGUGGAUAUUCAUGCAAGUAAAUUUUGAAUGUAAUUUACCUAAUUUAACAAAAUGUCUGUAUGAAAAGAAAUUUAAUUAACCAAAAUUUCAUAUAAUCCCAAAUUUAAUGAAAUGAUAGGAACAUAAAUCUGAUGAUUUAUAUGAAUUUAGAGAGUCUUCACAUGAGUUAAUGUGUAGGUUAUUUAAUUAAAUUUUACGCAAUAUGUUUAUAUCGUAAAAUUUAAUGCCACGAAGUUAAGGAAAAAGGGAUGGGUGUGAAUGGUUCAGAAUGCUUCCAAGUCUCUUAUCUGUGUUUUAUACGGAAUCCUGUUAGUGCCAUGAGAAAUGUCGUCCGUCGCCCCUCAAAGGCGACGCAUGACAUUGCGAUACGACAUUGCGACAAUGCGAUACGACGCGCGACAAUGCGAUACGACACACGAC